AAACAACAGAGUACCCGGAGUCUUUGCUUUCUGUUUAUUUUUUAUCAAGUAUUGCUUUUUGGCCUUUAUAUUUGCUUGUACUGUAUAGUACAAAUUUUCGAAACUAGUCUACUGUCUACUGCCAUCGAUUGGUUGUCAUUUCUAGUUUGUUGUCGGAGUGGGGUGUUUGGUUUAAUAAAAAUAUUUGUUUGAAUAAAUGAAAUAACAAUUUAUUUAUUAAAACUUUUUAAACAAUUAAUAGACUAUUUUUUAGUGUAAAACAAAUUAAUUAAAUAAAAAUGUCGUUGAAAUACAGCCAUGCCAUAGUGGCCAGAAUUUCAGAUGGGUUAAGGAAUAAAGAAGAGUUCGAUCUAGAAACGGCCAAAGAACAACACAAGCAGUUCUGCAGUUUAUUAAGAGAAAUUGGUUUAGAUGUCAUUGAAUUGCCACCCGAUGAUGAAUUGCCGUACAGUGUUUUUGUGGAAACAUCUGUUGUCAUAUGUAAUGGUGUAGCAUUAAUUGCCAAAUCUGAAGAUCCGAUGAGACAGAAAGAGGCCAACAGUAUAGCUAUAACGUUAAAAAAGGAAUUAGAUAUUCCAGUGGAGGUAAUAGAGAAUCCAAAUGCACAACUACAUGGUGGGGAUGUAUUGUUUACAGGUAGAGAAUUUUUCGUUGGUAUUUCAAAUUUUACCAACGAAGAUGGAGCUAGAGCGGUUGCAACAACUUUUCCCGAAUAUCCUGUAACUCCAAUAAAGGUUGGUGGCACAAAACCCCUGAAGUAUUAUGUCUCGAUGGCGGGACCCGAUGUCUUAAGUGUCAGCAAUAGCACUGUUUGUCAGGAGAUUGUUAAACGCAUGGAACGAGAAGCCAGCUUUAAAUAUUUAAAAAUUACUUUACCAGAGGAACAUGCCGCCAAUAUGCUAUAUAUUAACGGCACACUGGUUUAUCGUUCACCUGAAGAAAUUUUAGAAUCAUAUAAGAUAAUUAAGGAAAAAAUUGACAUUCCAUCUCGCAACAUUAAUAUUAGUGAAUUUAGUCAAUUUUCUACUGGACUAACAUCGGCGUGCGUUUUAUUGAGACGUUGGAAAUCUAUACGAAACAUUUAAGCAUCGUAGACGACUGCAACAAGAUCUACUCUAAUGUAGACAAAAGAAUUCCAUUGAAAUUACAUUUUCUUCCGUAGACUAAUUGCAAUAGAAAUAGAAUAGAAUAAAUAGAAUAGACUAUACUACACAUGCACUGUUAACAUUUUAUAAUUGAUCUUUCGAUCAACGUUUAAACGCAGAAUUUUCUAUAACUAGAUUUAAUAUGAAAACAAGUUUAGUACAAUAUUUCAAAUAUACAAUUUUGCACAUCAUCUAUAGAGUAAUCGUAUUAAUAAUUGAUAUUAUUAUGUUUUGAAUUUGAUAUAAUUUUACUAUUGACAAUAUCUAUGUUUUGUUAUAAACAAUUUUAUAUACAUACAUCAAUAAAAUGCAUUUAAAUGUAUACAUAAAAUAUGUUUACCAUGUAAAUGCUAUUGAAUGCAAAUCUCAGUUUGUUAGAUGAAAUAAAUUUGAUAAUUAUAACACCAAA
Musca domestica (house fly) is the source of this 1554-nucleotide messenger RNA. RefSeq names its product N(G),N(G)-dimethylarginine dimethylaminohydrolase 1-like. Lineage: Eukaryota; Metazoa; Arthropoda; Insecta; Diptera; Muscidae. Gene Ontology annotation, molecular function: dimethylargininase activity; amino acid binding. The transcript has 6 exons. Gene Ontology annotation, biological process: arginine metabolic process; positive regulation of nitric oxide biosynthetic process. The coding region runs from base 279 to 1085 and encodes 268 amino acids. The record is from RefSeq and is a predicted model, not a curated record.